This is a messenger RNA of Chaetomium globosum CBS 148.51, 1911 nucleotides long. RefSeq lists its product as uncharacterized. NCBI's taxonomy places the organism in Eukaryota, Fungi, Ascomycota, Sordariomycetes, Sordariales, Chaetomiaceae. The transcript is spliced from 3 exons. The record is from RefSeq and is a predicted model, not a curated record. The coding region runs from base 1 to 1911 and encodes 636 amino acids.
AUGCCCGUGCUGAUCGAAAGCUGCAAGGCCUUGAAGAGGACUCCCGAGGACGCCGUGGACGGACUGGACUUUGGCGACCAAGUGGGCGACGAUGACGGCGUCGGUGAGGACGUGGAGAGUAUUAAUCCGCAAGCCCACCACGAAGCCUUCCUGGAUGUCCUAUCCGCGGUCCCGGACGUAGCGAAAUCAAAGGAUAUGGCGGCGCCCUCGGCCCUGAGGCGCUUGGACGAAGAGGCGAGGGCAGUUGACCCAAGCCAGGACGACAGCAAUGCUGCCCCAGCGUGGUCGCCAUUUUUAUACCAUGUUACAGGACCUCCAAGACUCGCCUUUCCGCGGCAUGGGACUGCCCAGCCGCGAGGAGAUCGACGCGGUAUUGAAGGUCCAGAAGAAAGAGGACAGCAGCGUCACGGCGAAGAUCCAGGGCAGGCAAAUGAAUCCGUCUUUCUGCGCAUGCCGGCGAGCCACACGGGGAGCCCACGGUUGCCCGUUCACGGACGCGAAAGAUCUCCAGAAGGGGUCGGCCCGGGCGGACAGAUGCGGCUCGAGCUCGGGCGUUAUGCAACAUACGUCGAUGUGGCCCUGGGGCUCACAAGGCACUGGACUUUGAAUAAGCUCCAGUCGAUGGCAGUCUUGCUACCAGCGGCCCAGGUGGGCGGUCUCACGCUCGCGGCGGUGGACAGCCGCCUGAAGCAGUACAGAGACGACCACCAUCGACCGUUCGGCGGGAUCCCAAUGGUCAUGUUCUUUGGUGACUUCUUCCAGUUCGACCCCGUCCUGCAGACCAGCCUCCUCUUGCCAACGCCUAGGGACCCCGGUGGACAGAGACCGGACAGCUCGGCAAAGCACUUAGCAGCGCAUAAGCUGUUCCUCCAGUUCGCGAACGUCGUCAUCCUACCGCGAACAGGUCCGCGCGGCCGGCUGUGCAAGGCUGCGGAGCUUCCUCCGGCGCCUGCGCAGUGGGGAGCAGACCGAGCUGGACUUCCAGCGGCUGAGCCAACGCGUCUAUACACCGUCGUGCGAGUCCUCCUUCGUAGACGGCCUGAGAGCCAUCACGCCUCUGAACCAAGACCGGUGGGACCUGAACAUGGCGGCCGUCGUCCAGUGGGCUCGUGCCCACGACGACUCGCAGCUGCCGACCCCCGGCCUGUUCUUCUACGCCCAAGGGAUGCCGGUAGUGGUGACUCGGAACCAGUUUGUCGGGCUAAAGGUCGUCAACGGGGCGCCUUUUCAAGGCCGUCGACAUCUUUCCCGACCUCGCCGCCGGCACCAUCGCCCUUCGCCAGCGAUGUGACUCUUCAUCUUGGACCGCCGGUGGCCGUCCUCCUCGAGUCAGACGACAGCGCGGGCCUCGCCAUCCCCGGGCUCCCCAAUGGCACCAUUUUAAUCAAAGAGCAAGACGGUCGCCAUCCCCGAGCCCAAAUGCGGGGCAAGGAAAGGCAGAUGGAGGGGCAAGCCAGGUUUUCAGGUGGGUCACCCACCGAACGGGGCCCUCUUUGCACCCCGGCCUUCGCCAUGACAGAUCAGAAGAGCCAGGGCAAGCAGUUCUCCAACGUCCUCGUCAACCUCAAAGGCGUCCACUCCAGCGGUACGGUGACUCGACCCAGCUUCAUGAGCUUGUACGUGCAGCUGUCGAGGGCGCAGAGCUGGGACGGGCUGCAUCUGUUUCGGAAACCGGGGCGUGGCGACUUUAUUGAGCCCAAGAAUGUGCUCGACAAAGACAUGAGGGAGGCCAUCCUCAAGCUGGAACGACGGGGUGAGGAGACCAGACGGCGGUUCGAGCAAGACCACAGGCACGAGUCGUGGUUUCAAGAAUGGGCUGCCAUGCCUGAAUCUGGCCAGGGUACUGAAACCGAUGACGUAGAGGACGCGGCGCUCUGGCGAGACCCUGGGGUUUCCGAGCUCAGAUCGUAG